ACAGAUUGGUUACUUAGCUUUGCUAGAGUUUUAAUGACAUUUUUUAAAAAUUAUUGCGCUCCGAAUCAAUCCUUGAAGUAUGGCUGCCCUGGAGGAGGAGGAUAUCUUGGAUGACGAGCACUUGCAUUCAGUCCUUUCUUUCCCACCUGAAGUCCAAGAAGCAAUUGAACAGGUGCUCCCAAGUACAGACCCACUAGAUCGUCCAGACUUUAAUCCAGUAGAGUAUAUCAAUACAUUAUUCCCUACUGAGCAGUCUUUGGCAAAUAUUGAUGAUGUGGUAGGCAGGAUUCACUUGAAAAUUCGGAAACUCGAUGAUGAAAUAAGGACUGUGGUCAGAGGACAGACAAAUGUGGGAGAAGAUGGUCGCCAGGCACUGGAAGAAGCACAAAAGGCAAUACAGCAGCUCUUUGCCAAAAUCAAAGAUAUCAAAGAUAAAGCUGAAAAGUCUGAGGAAAUGGUCAAGGAGAUCACAAGAGACAUCAAGACUUUGGACCAUGCUAAAAGACACCUGACCAGCUCUAUCACCACUCUCAACCAUUUACAUAUGUUGGUAGGAGGAGUUGAUGCUCUGAGCAAUUUGAUAAGAAGGCGUCAGUAUGGAGAGGUGGCAAAUCUACUGCAAGGAGUACAGAAUGUACUGGAGCAUUUCCACAAAUAUAACAACAUUCCUCAAAUAAAACAACUUGCUGAUAGUGUAAAGCAGCUGCAGGCAGAAGCUGGACAACAGAUCAUCCAAGAUUUUGAGGAAUCUUUUCAGGGACCAGCUGCUAAGUAUGGCCCAACAAACCAGAACAUGCUAGCAGAGGCAUGCUAUGUUGUAGACGUCUUGGACCCUAGAGUGAAAAGGGAUUUACUCAGCUGGUUUGUCAAAAUUCAACUUUCUGAAUAUCUGGUGCUUUUUGGAGAAAGUCAAGAUGUUGCUUGGUUAGACAAAAUAGACAGAAGAUAUGCCUGGAUAAAAAGAACUCUUGUAGAAUUUGAAGAAAAGUUUGGAAGACUGUUCCCAGUUUCUUGGGAUGUCAGUGAAAGAAUAGUUGUGGAAUUUUGUGAAAUAACAAGGAAGGAGUUGUCAAAAAUAAUGGCCAGAAGAGUGACUGAUAUAGAUGUUAAAUUACUUUUGUUUGCCAUUCAAAGAACAACCAAUUUUGAGGCUUUGUUGGCCAAAAGAUUUUCUGGGUCUACUAUAACUGGUGAAAAGACUAAGCCAGUAACUGAGGCUACAGCACCAGUGGCCAGUAACCCAUUCGAGGAAUCGACCAAUCCAUUUGAAACAGAUGAUAGUGACACAGGAACAACAGAAGCCAACCCUCCCUCCUCCCAGCCUGCUAAACCCCAGCAGUCACCUUUCUUUGGGAUCAUAGCCAAGUGCUUUGAACCUCAUUUGAAUAUUUAUAUUGAAUCACAAGACAAAAACUUAGCAGAACUUAUGGAAAGGUUCCAACAGGACUUUAAGCAGAAUGGCAUCCCUAAAGUUGAGACUGAUGAAAGCAGCAUUAUUCUCCCCAGCUGUGCAGAUCUGUUUGUCUACUACAAGAAAUGUAUGGUGCAGUGUUCUCAGCUCAGCACAGGACUUCCCAUGCUAGGGCUCACAAAGACAUUCCAAAAAUACUUGAAAGAAUAUUCACAGAAAAUUUUGAUGAACAAUUUACCCAAAAUUUCUAGUCAAAGUAGUAUAACAUCAGCCAGUGGCUUAAUUCAGAGUAUACUGAAGGAGGGAGAGGUCACUAAAUUUACCCCUGCAGAGCAGUGUGUAGUCUGCAGUAUACUGUGUACUGCAGAAUACUGCAUGGAGACCACACAGCAGUUGGAGGAGAAACUCCAAGAGAAAGUGGAACCCUCACUCUCUAGCAAGAUAGGACUUGGUGCCGAGCAGGAUAUGUUUCAUAAUGUUAUAGUUCACUGUAUACAACUACUUGUCCAAGAUUUAGAAGGUGCCUGUGAACCAGCCCUUGUUGCCAUGAGCAAGAUGGCGUGGCAGACAGUGGAUGCUGUAGGAGACCAGAGUGGCUAUGUGACAAGCAUUACAUCACACCUUAAACAAAACCUUCCCAAUAUACGAGACAACCUGGCUGGCUCCAGGAAAUACUACACACAGUUCUGCAUCAAAUUUGCCAACUCCUUCAUUCCAAGGUUCAUAAAUAACCUAUUUAAGUGUAAGCCAAUAAGCACAGUAGGUGCAGAGCAGCUCCUAUUGGAUACCCACUCUUUGAAGACCGUACUUCAGGAUUUACCUUCUUUAGGUUCCCAGGUCUUGAGAAAAGCACCUGCCAGCUAUACAAAGAUCGUAGUAAAAGGUAUGACAAGGGCAGAAAUGCUUCUUAAGGUUGUAAUGUCUCCCCAUGAUCCACCACAAGGAUUUGUAGACAAUUACAUCAAACUUCUGGUAGAUACAGAUGCCAAUGAACUACAGAAAAUAUUGGAGAUGAAGGGUCUUCGGAGGAGUGAACAGAACACAAUGUUAGAAAUGUACAAAGCUCGACGCCCUGCACCCUCUGCUGUUCACACGGGCGAACCCACAGCAUCCCAUCAUGCAACCACCCCUGCUACACCAGAACAAGAAGUGAGCAGGAUAAGAAAGUUAGAGAAGUUGAUCAAGAAGAGACUAUGAUAACAGUUAAUGCCUGAUGAUUUAUUUUUUAUGGAUUAAGGGUUCCUAAUUGGCAGAAGUAUAGGAUACUUUUGUGAUAUGUGAUAAAUACUUUGAGGUAAAGGAAUUUUUUCAAUCGAAAAUCUUUGCGACAGUGUAUGCAUUUAAUUGAGUUUUAAAUUAUUUAAGUGGCAUACAAGUGCUGGAAGUUUCAAAUUAAAAUUCCAAAGUUGCAUUUUAAUUUUCUAACAAGGCCACGGUUUCAGUGCUUUAUAUCAGAGCUAUACAAUACAUGAACAAGCUUUUAUCAGCAUUCCUAACCAUUUGUCAUUAAUGUCAGAGGGCUUUAUUAGAGGGGUGUGAAUUAUGUUGCUAUUUAUUAUUAAAGAAGCAAACGGCCAGGUUACAUGUUGAAUUAAAUUUGUACUACCCAA
Messenger RNA from Lingula anatina, 3021 nucleotides. RefSeq names its product vacuolar protein sorting-associated protein 53 homolog. Gene Ontology annotation, cellular component: GARP complex. Gene Ontology annotation, biological process: retrograde transport, endosome to Golgi. The record is from RefSeq and is a predicted model, not a curated record. NCBI's taxonomy places the organism in Eukaryota, Metazoa, Brachiopoda, Lingulata, Lingulida, Lingulidae.